Messenger RNA from Abrus precatorius (Indian licorice), 873 nucleotides. RefSeq names its product actin-depolymerizing factor 2. The coding region runs from base 143 to 562 and encodes 139 amino acids. Gene Ontology annotation, biological process: actin filament depolymerization. Gene Ontology annotation, cellular component: cytoplasm; actin cytoskeleton. Lineage: Eukaryota; Viridiplantae; Streptophyta; Magnoliopsida; Fabales; Fabaceae. The transcript has 3 exons. The record is from RefSeq and is a predicted model, not a curated record. Gene Ontology annotation, molecular function: actin filament binding.
UAAGUCCAUUCUCAUAUUAAUUAUCCCACAGAGCAACGGAGUUAACAUUUUGCAUCCUAAGAACCCUUCCUCUCCAAACUAAACCCAUUCCAAUCCAUUCCUAUAUCUCCUCCAUCACUCUUCUUCUCAAACGCAAAAAGCCAUGGCAAAUGCUGCAUCGGGUAUGGCUGUUCAUGAUGACUGCAAAUUAAAGUUUUUGGAACUCAAGGCAAAAAGGACAUACCGGUUUAUAGUUUUCAAGAUUGAGGAGAAGCAGAAGCAAGUUGUUGUGGAGACACUUGGUGAGCCAGCAAGGGGUUAUGAGGAUUUCACUGCCAGUCUUCCUGCUGAUGAGUGUCGAUAUGCUGUUUAUGAUUUUGAUUUUGUCACAGAAGAGAAUUGCCAGAAAAGCAGAAUUUUCUUCAUUGCUUGGUCUCCUGAUACAUCAAGAGUUAGAAGCAAGAUGAUCUAUGCAAGCUCCAAGGACAGAUUCAAGAGAGAGCUUGAUGGAAUCCAAGUAGAGUUGCAAGCAACUGAUCCUACUGAGAUGGGUCUGGACGUGUUCAAAAGCCGUGCAAACUAAAUGAUUAUGAGUAUAAGGAGUUUGAUGGGUAGUUUCCUUCAACCUUAGUUGCUCAUAUUGAAAUGUUUAUACUGUGGGAUGUUCAACUUGGCUAAUUACGAUCUCAGUGUUCAAAGUUUUGACAUGAAGUCUAUUGAACCUUCGGCAAUCUUCUCUUGUCCAGUGUAUCUUGUGGUUUGUGAUUUUAUACAACCUGUGUUUGAGUGGCAUUUUAGCCCUAUGCUUCCUAGUUAAAUUUGUAACUCGUGUGUGUGAUCAGACAAAAACUUGGGUUCAGUUGUUUCUUAAAUGUUGACACUGUUCAUUUUACU